Messenger RNA from Lycium barbarum (goji berry), 671 nucleotides. RefSeq names its product non-specific lipid-transfer protein 2. Gene Ontology annotation, cellular component: membrane. Gene Ontology annotation, molecular function: lipid binding. The transcript is spliced from 2 exons. Gene Ontology annotation, biological process: lipid transport. The record is from RefSeq and is a predicted model, not a curated record. Bases 107 to 451 code for a protein of 114 amino acids. Lineage: Eukaryota; Viridiplantae; Streptophyta; Magnoliopsida; Solanales; Solanaceae.
CUUUUGCACCCAACACUCGAGCAAAUACAUUUGUAAUAUCCUCCAAUUCACUACUUCCUCAUACUUUCCUCAUUUGUUUCAUCUUCUCUAAUUUUCUUUGUUAAGAAUGGAAAUGGUUGGAAAGAUUGCAUGUUUUGUGGUUUUGUGCAUGGUGGUGGUUGCACCUCAUGCAGAGGCAAUGACUUGCGGCCAGGUUCAAUCUGGCUUGGCACCCUGCCUCCCUUAUCUGCAGGGUCGCGGCCCUCUAGGAGGCUGUUGUGGCGGAGUUAAAGGUCUGUUGGGUGCAGCCAAGACCCCAGCGGACCGCAAGACAGCGUGCACUUGCCUGAAAUCAGCUGCUAAUGCUAUUAAGGGCAUUGAUGCUGGCAAAGCUGCUGGUCUCCCUGGUGCUUGCGGCGUUAACAUUCCUUACAAGAUCAGUCCCUCCACUGACUGCUCCAAGGUCCAGUAAGGUUGAUGAAAGAUCAUUUUCACUGAACAAUCUGAAAGUAGCUAGCGCAUCAUGAGGAGAUGAAUAAAAUGGAUCGAGUUUGGUCCUGCUUAUGGAUCUAUUUUUCUUUUGUGUCUUUUGGAGUCAUAGUCAGAGUCUUGUAAUGAAGCUUCGGCAGUUGGUUGUAUUACAAUCCGAUCUUUCAUAAUACAUAUUACUAUCCUCUUUAUUUUAAUGUCUA